Messenger RNA from Nicrophorus vespilloides, 1679 nucleotides. RefSeq names its product 6-phosphogluconate dehydrogenase, decarboxylating. The transcript is spliced from 3 exons. Bases 165 to 1616 code for a protein of 483 amino acids. Lineage: Eukaryota; Metazoa; Arthropoda; Insecta; Coleoptera; Silphidae. Gene Ontology annotation, cellular component: cytosol. The record is from RefSeq and is a predicted model, not a curated record. Gene Ontology annotation, biological process: pentose-phosphate shunt; pentose-phosphate shunt, oxidative branch. Gene Ontology annotation, molecular function: NADP binding; phosphogluconate dehydrogenase (decarboxylating) activity.
UAAUGGUACUACUAUUACUAUCAAUGACCUUCCAAGUCAAUGUGACUUUCUCGACCGAGUUUAGUUGCUUUACCAAAUUACGUUCAUCCAUUGAAUCAAUUCAGUCUUAAUCCAGUCUUCGUGUUGCUUGGUUAUUACAAUCCCCAAGACCGAGUAUCUUCAUCAUGUCUGAAAGAGUUGGAGAUAUCGCCCUGAUAGGAUUGGCUGUAAUGGGCCAAAAUCUUAUCCUUAAUAUGGCCGAUCAUGGAUUUACUGUUGUGGCUUAUAAUCGUUCGGUGGAAAAGGUACAUGCUUUUUUAGCCAACGAAGCCAAAGGCAACAGUAAUGUAGUUGGCGCCGAAUCAAUUAAAGAACUAGUAUCGAAAUUGAAAACGCCGAGGCGUGUCAUGAUGUUGGUGAAGGCAGGAAGCGCGGUCGACAGCUUCAUUGAGCAACUGCUUCCUCAUCUGGAGAAAAACGAUAUUAUCAUCGAUGGCGGCAAUUCAGAGUACGUUGAUACGCAAAGGAGAUGUAAGGAAUUGGCGAACAAAGGAAUUAUGUUCGUUGGGUCGGGCGUGUCCGGAGGCGAAGAAGGUGCAAGGUAUGGACCGUCCCUCAUGCCCGGAGGCGAUGAAGCUGCGUGGGAACAUAUUAAACCAAUUUUCCAGAGUAUUUGCGCUAAAGCCGAUGAUCAGCCCUGUUGCGAUUGGGUUGGAUCUGAUGGUGCUGGUCACUUUGUUAAAAUGGUCCACAAUGGAAUUGAGUAUGGUGAUAUGCAGUUGAUCUGCGAAAUCUACCACAUGAUGUUGGCUAUUGGAAUCGAUCAGGAGGAGAUGGCACAGACCUUUGCCGAUUGGAAUAAAGGCGAACUAGAUAGUUUCUUGAUUGAUAUCACUAAGGAUAUAUUGAAGUACAAAGAUAACGAUGGAAAGUACUUAUUGCCGAAAAUCAGAGAUGCUGCAGGUCAAAAGGGAACCGGAAAAUGGACGGCGAUUUCUGCUUUGAAUUACGGUGUUCCUGUUACGCUAAUUGGCGAGGCAGUAUUCAGCAGAUGUCUUUCUGCGCUAAAAGAAGAGCGCGUCGUUGCGAGCAAGCAGUUGCCAGGACCGAAACCGGUGUUCUCUGGUGACAAGAAGAAAUUUUUAGAAGAUUUACGACAAGCCUUGUACGCUAGCAAGAUUGUAUCGUAUGCUCAAGGUUUCAUGUUACUGCGCGAAGCUGCUGCACAGUACAACUGGAAAUUGGAUUACGGUUCAAUUGCAUUGAUGUGGAGAGGCGGUUGCAUCAUCAGAUCGGUCUUCCUCGGGCAGAUCAAAGCUGCGUUUGAUAAAGAUUCAAAUCUAAAAUCGCUUUUGUUGGCUCCCUUCUUUUUGGAUGCUAUUGGCAAGGCUCAGUCUGGUUGGCGUAACGUAAUUUGUAGCGCUGUUAAUUUAGGUGUCCCCACACCAGCUUUGAACAGCGCAUUAUCAUUUUAUGAUGGCUACCGUUGCGACAGAUUGCCUGCCAAUUUGUUGCAAGCCCAGAGGGAUUACUUCGGUGCCCACACUUACGAAAUUUUAGGCCAAGAAGGCAAAUUCGUUCACACCAAUUGGACAGGACACGGAGGAAACGUGUCUGCUACAACAUACGAUGCAUGAAAUCUACAACUGUAUAUUUAUUUAUUCCUAUUUUUCGCUAUUUAUACAAAAUAAAUGUUGAAA